GCUGAUGUCGUCAUAUCCGUUGCUCGAGACACUUUGGCGCGGAAUCUGUUGUUUUUGCGCGACGCUUCGACGAGUGAAAUUUUAUCUCACAUUAGCACAAAUUUUUAUUGAUGGCUCCGGUCUCAAAUCCAGAUAAAGACAUGGACGGUGGAGAUUGUGAUGCGUCCGACACGUGUGGCAUUGCCACUUCAAGUUCCAGGCGGGAGAAAAAAGAGAAAGUGGGGCGCAAGUCGGCUUUAGAGCAACUUAAACGAGCCAAGAAGGGAGAGAAGGUUAAAUAUGAGGUGGAGGAGUUCACCAGCGUCUAUGAAGAGGUGGAUGAAGAGCAGUACUCAAAAAUAGUACGAAAAAGACAGGAUGAUGAUUGGAUCAUUGAUGACGAUGGGACAGGGUAUGUUGAGGAUGGUAGAUAAAUCUUUGAUGAUGAUUUGGAUGAUGACGCAUUGGAGAAGGACCCUAAAAG
Carassius gibelio (silver crucian carp) is the source of this 463-nucleotide messenger RNA. RefSeq names its product DNA polymerase alpha catalytic subunit. NCBI's taxonomy places the organism in Eukaryota, Metazoa, Chordata, Actinopteri, Cypriniformes, Cyprinidae. The transcript is spliced from 4 exons. Gene Ontology annotation, biological process: leading strand elongation; lagging strand elongation; mitotic DNA replication initiation. Bases 111 to 413 code for a protein of 100 amino acids. The record is from RefSeq and is a predicted model, not a curated record. Gene Ontology annotation, molecular function: pyrimidine nucleotide binding; DNA replication origin binding; DNA-directed DNA polymerase activity. Gene Ontology annotation, cellular component: alpha DNA polymerase:primase complex.